UCGGUGGAACAACAACGUCUCUAUCUAAGAGCGAGCCUUAACGGCAGCAAUCUGCCUAGAUUUUAUUUUUCAUUUUCAGUGAGUUUUUUUGUUCUUUAUUUUGCCUUUCCAUUGUUAUUUUUGUAUCCAGUUUGAAUAUACAAAGUAAAGUACAUCAAGCUAAAUUAUACUUUCUUUCUUGUUUGACUUUUCUCUCCGAAGCUCUUUGAAAGUUGGGUGUCCAUCAUGGCAAAUCACCUGACACUUCUUCUGGAGGGUCUGAACGAUUUGGAGUCGGAGAAGCUGGAUGAGUUCAAACUGUAUCUGAGCCAGGGGGCACUGGAGGGCAUUGAGCGCAUACCGAGAGGGAAGCUGCAGAAGGCCCUUGAUGCCUCAGCCAUUGCCCGUCUGAUGACUGAGCUGUAUGGCGGUGAACGCUCGCUGAAGAUCGCGCUUCAUAUUCUGAAAGAAAUUAAACAAAUCGAGCUUGCUGCAAGACUUGAGCAAAAGUGGGGGACACAGAGAAAUUCAGUGGGUCAGAGGAGUCAACUAGAUGCCUCUCCAAGUGAUAAACCAAAUGGAUAUGCUGCAGCUGGUUCAAGACAAGAAAAUUCUGAGAGCCGGACAAAAUAUAUGAUCGGAGAUCAGCACUUCAUCGACAAACAUCGCGUUCGGCUUAUUGACACUAUCUCCACGGUGGACCCCAUCCUGGAUCGUCUGAUGUCGAAGAAUACCAUCACCCAAGAGAACUACCGUCACAUCCGCAGCUAUCGCACCAGUACCCAGAGAAUGAGGGAGCUCUUUGACCUAGGCGGUAUCUCCACUCUAAUUGGCAAAGACUGCCUAUAUGAUGUGCUUAUGGAGCUGGAGCCCUUGGUCAUGGAGGAGCUGAAGGAUGCUGGUGUGAAGUAA
Messenger RNA from Clupea harengus (Atlantic herring), 891 nucleotides. RefSeq names its product apoptosis-associated speck-like protein containing a CARD. Lineage: Eukaryota; Metazoa; Chordata; Actinopteri; Clupeiformes; Clupeidae. The record is from RefSeq and is a predicted model, not a curated record. Gene Ontology annotation, biological process: inflammatory response; innate immune response; regulation of apoptotic process.